AUGUUUAAUAUUUUUGCAACGUUUACAUUUAUCCAUCUUUGUAGAUGGAUAGUAGGAAACGGCGGUGGUGGCGGCGACGGUGGUAGCAGCGGUGAUAGCGGCGGUGGCAGCGGCGGUGGUAGCAGCGGUGAUAGCGGCGUUGGCAGCGGCGAUGGUAGCGACGGUGAUAGCGGCGGUGGCAGUGGCGAUGGCAGCGGCGGUGGUAACGUCGAUGGCAGCGACGACAGCGGCAAAGGCGAAUCAAGUGCAAAAGGAACACAAACGAAUAGAAAGACUAAGAAAAAAACGAUCAACAGCGUAGCGGCAACGAUCGAUGAUUGCCUCGUCUUCGAAGCAAUCGCAGACUUGGGGACAACCAUCGGUGGUUGCCUCGAGGACGAUGCUGCCACAGGCGUCGGAAUAAUCAUCGGUAGUUGCCUCGACGACGAUGCUGCCACAUGCGUCGGAACAACCAUCGGCGGUUGCCUCGACGACGAUGCUAUCACAGACGUUGGAGUAACCGUCGAUGGCGAUUGCCGGGACGACGAGGCGACCUGCGAAGAUCGACACGGCGUCGAGGCAAACAUCGAGAAUUCUCGAGACGACGACGCGAUGGGAGACGCCGAAAGCGACGCGACAGGAGACGUCGACGUCAGAUUUAUGCCAGUAGAAGAAGUGGAUACGAUAGGAGUAAACGUAGUGGAGAACGUGCAGGAUGAGGCUGUAGUGGAUUGUACAGGCACAGAGCUACUCAGUUCACCCCGAUUUUGUACAAAACCUACAGCUCCUGCAGUACUUGAAGGCAUUGUAUAUACCGGUUGCGUGUUACCCAUGUGA
Messenger RNA from Psylliodes chrysocephalus, 816 nucleotides. NCBI's taxonomy places the organism in Eukaryota, Metazoa, Arthropoda, Insecta, Coleoptera, Chrysomelidae. The record is from the annotation of a GenBank genome assembly.